UUGUAGGGUAUUGUAGGCUAUAGGCUGAGUCACCAACAUGUCCAACUCACUUUCAAGCACCAAUGUGCAGCAAGGGGUGCAAAACCUAUUAGAUAUGAGGGACGAAGAUAUCUUGGAUGAUGUUUACAGAACCCAUUUUCAUUGCCUUGAGAAGUGCGAUGUAACAUCUCUUCACACCGUUGCCUCAACGGUUAUCAAGUGCUCCAUUGAGAUUACGGAUAAAGUGAUUAGUAAGAUGGGUGGCCAACACGGUGAACAACGGUUGAGGGAAGAGACGAGCAUAGCUUCCCAACAACUCACUGCGAAACUGAAGCGAAUUGCUUACCUGAUGUUAUGCACACCGCGGGGAGAACAGCACGCGCGUCGCACAACAAUGCUAAUCCUGGAGCAGCUGCGGCACUAUUCGUGGGACGCAAAGGCGCUGAUAGUGCAAGCGGCGUUUGCGGUGGAGUACGGGAAGUUCGUGUACCUUUGUCCGGCGGUGACGGCGACGGAGUGGAACGUGGUGGAGAGAUCGCUGGCGGAUCUGAACGGAGUGGUGGUGGUGCAGCAGAACACGCAGCAGCAUCUGAGCUACUUCAGCAGCGUGGUGAAGAAGGUGAUGCAGGUGAUCGAGUGCAUCACCGAGUGGAAGAGGCUCAUCAGUUCCAGGCAUGACAUUAAGGAUGUUCCUGCUCUUGCUGAGACUCUGCAUCAGAUCCCUGUUGUUGUCUACUGGGCCAUCUUCACCUUUGUCACUUGCACUGGUCAGAUUGAUGAGUUCACUGAGUAUAAGGUUCAGCGACAUGAAUUACCAAAAACCUUUGAGAACAAGCUUGACUCAAUUCUAAGAAAUUUUAAGGACAAUUUGGAAUUGUGUAGCAGGGAGAUAGGAAGAAUAGACGACUACACCAGGCGUAGGAGUAUCGUCCUUACUGGUAAAGAUAUUGUAAAGGUUUUGAAAGCACUCAUCAUCUCUAGUGAGAACAGGGAAUCAAGGCAGAAUAUUUAUAAUGGCUUCACCGGAGAACAGGUUAAAAUCGAAGAGUUCAAGAAGAAGCACGUCUUAUUAUUCAUUUCGGGCCUCGAAAACAUUGAUGAGGAGACUCAGCUUCUAAAAUCAAUAAGCGAGAAACUGAAGGAGAAACCAAGGGAAGUAGAAGGAUACAGGAAGGAGGAUUUCAAGAUUCUGUGGAUCCCCAUCGUGGAUGAAUGGAAUGAGAAACAUAGGAAGGAAUUGGAAACUAAUUUACAACGUACUAAGAUUGGAUGGUACGUGGUGAAAGAUUUCAGUUUCGAAACAGGCAUCAAGUUGAUCAAAGAGGUGUUCAACUACAGGGAGAAACCUAUUAUCCCAUUGAUAAGUCCCGAAGGUAAGGUGGAAAACAGUGACACAAGGCAAAUUAUGUCUAUGUGGGGCAUUGAUGGGUUUCCAUUUAGAACCUCUGAUCACACCCGACUUACUCAGCAAUGGAACUGGUUUUGGUCUGAAAUAACCAAACGCAACACAAGAAUAGGGAACUUGAUCGAAGAGGACUGUUAUCUCUUCAUCUACGGAGGCUCGGACCCAAUUUGGAUCCAAGAAUUCACAACGGCCAUAGAGACACUGAAGAGGCAGGUUGAGACAAUCAACUUGCCAGUAGACAUAACCAUAGAGUCAUACCAACUAGGAAAAGAAGAGCCCAAAAAUGUGCCACAUUUUUGGAUCGCCAUCGAUAGCUUGCUCACAAGUAGGAAACUACAAAUGAAGGGUGGUGAAGGGGUGAAAGCAGACUUUGCAACGAGUGAGAUAAGGAGGCUUCUCUCCCUCAAGCAAGACCCCAAGGGAUGGGUCAUUCUUAGCAAAGGGUACAAUGUGAAGCUCCUAGGUCACGGUGAGGCCAUGCUUGAGACGGUCAGGGACUUUGCCCUCAAGUGGCAUGGCAAGUUGCAUGAGGAUGUGAGCUUUGAUGUGGCUUUCAAAGAGUACUAUGAGUCAAUCAAGGAUAAACAUAGCUCCAAAAGAUGUGAAGAGAGUGUGAUUACUUAUGGCUACCCCACAGACAUUGUGGACCGUAAGUCGUGCCCCAAUAACGAUUGUCGUCGUGCAAUGGAGGUAACUUCGGUUAAUUACAGGUGUUGUCAUGGCCAUGAACAAUAGACAAUGUGGUUCUCUUCAUCGGAAUGUUUGGUGAAACCAUUCAUGCUUUCACGCUUGUGGGACUUCAUGUUUGGCUAAAAUUUGUGCCUGUGUUUGUUAUUUAAUUAAUUAGGUGUACCGGUGUAUCUCACAAUACAAGGUUGUGGUACGCAUAAGUACUAGCUAAUAAUGAUUUCCAUGUAGUAUGUUUGUGUGUUUCUCAUUGAAUUGGUUUGAAUAAAAUAGUUGUUGA
This is a messenger RNA of Cajanus cajan (pigeon pea), 2351 nucleotides long. RefSeq names its product protein SIEVE ELEMENT OCCLUSION B. Lineage: Eukaryota; Viridiplantae; Streptophyta; Magnoliopsida; Fabales; Fabaceae. The record is from RefSeq and is a predicted model, not a curated record. Gene Ontology annotation, biological process: phloem development.